AAAUUUAGUCUCCAAAGAAGUACCAAAAUUUUGUAUCUGGUGUGAUUUACCCUCACUCCCUGGUAGCCAUUAAUGGAGACCUUGUUUGUGGAGUCAACAGGGCACAUUCACUUCCCCAAGUUCUUCCAAUUUGGGGCAAAAAAUUGUUCCAAAUAGCUAGCACCAGUUGCUUCAUGUUCUCUCCGCCACGCCGGCCGCCCAUCCUGUAUCUCUCUCAGAGAAACCGUAUUUCCUAUCCAAACCUCGAACUGAACGACGCUUCCACAUACAUUGACACAAGCAUCCAAAUAUUAUUUUGUCUUCAUCAUCCCUUCCUCCAAGUAUGGCAGCUGAAGAAGGAAAUGAUCUAUCGUAGAGCAGUUGUCUCCAAAAGCUUUCUGUCUUCAGCAGUUUGCAUCAGAAUUAGAUAUUGCCCAAUCAACAUGGAAGUGGAUGGUUUUGACAAGAUCAUGAAAAUCAAGACUCUCAGGAGGUUUCGGGAAAGCGAGGCCAUGGAGAUUCUUCAAAAGAUAGCAAAACAUGUUCAACCCAUAAUGUCCAAACGCAAAUGGAUAGUUAACACCCUUUCUGAAUUUUGCCCUACAAAACAAUCUCUGUUAGGACUGAACACAGGGAGAGGCAUAGAGGUUAAGAUCAGAUUACGGAGGCCAGAUAAUGAGUUGGAUUUCUUACCUUUCAGUCAGAUUCUUGAUACCAUGCUCCAUGAGCUUUGCCAUAAUGAAUACAUGCCUCACAAUACUCAUUUUUACAAGCUUUUGGAAGAAAUCAAAAAGGAAUCUGAUGAACUGAUGGCUAAAGAGAUAAUAGAAACUGGGUGGAUCCCCUCUUUAACUACCUUUGAUCUUUAUGGAAGACCCUUGGGUGGAUUUCCUCUUCAACAGAAUGCUCUACCAGCAGCAGAAAAUAGAACUGUGGUUGGCGGUUUGUUGCCAUCCGGUACCAUGCAUAUUGGUGACAUGAACAUCAUGUCUACACUCAGCGCCACUCAAGCUGCUGUUAUGGCUGCAGAAAGAAGAUUGUAUGAUGAGGUAUGGUGUGGGUUUGAAUCAUCAGAGAAUGAAGGACCUUCUAAAAUGUUUGAAGAUACUGAACAGUUUGAGUCAGGGGAAUCUACUCAAAGUUCACCUCUUGGAUCCCAAACUAGUCCACGAACAACUGAUUUGAGCUCAAUGUGGCAGUGCAAUACCUGUACAUUACUAAAUCAACCAUUGGCUCUAGCAUGUGAAGCUUGUGGCACUCCAAAAUUUGGGGAUCAUGGGGUUAAGUCCAAGGUCUGGUCCUGCAAAUUCUGUACCUUGAACAACAGUAUUAAGGUAGAUAAAUGCUUAGCUUGCGGAGAGUGGAGAUACUCAUCCGGUGCGCCUGUCACCACACGUGGACCAAAUAUUGGCACCUGAAUCAGAAGAUCAAAGAGAUAGAACCUAAUAACGUCUGCCUCUGCUCCACUGCAUUGCCUCUUUACAGAAGGUAAUGCCCUGAAUACAUACAUACAUAAAAAUAUCUUUUUCUUUCCUUCUUGGUGCUGGCCAGGUGACAACUACUUGGUGCGCCUGGGAGUUUUUAUGUUUUGAUGUAAUAAAAGCAAUGGCAUGUGAUCAAGCUUUUACCUUGUUGGACUGGCAGCUUUGGGAAGAUGCUUUAUACAUGUAAGAAAAAAGAGGGUUGAACUCUAAAAAUUUACUCAUGUUCAAGUGUUCAUGUUUGUACUGCUUGCUUUAGGGUGUAAGACAUUUGUUUGUACUUCACAACACAGGGCAAGCUGUGUAAAAAUUUGAAAUGGUUCCUGGGAAAAGCAACUUUCUUUGUUGCUUACCAGUUUGAGUUGGUUGCUUUAGCUUCAUGGGACAGGUCUGAAAUGGCCAUUUAGAAGAAAUUGAUUGGGGGUGGCAGCAUACCAUGUGGAGGCUGGCAGUUGAUGACCCUUAUUUCCAUUUAAACAAACACCAUCACAAGUGAAAUUAUUAGAAUUCUUUCUGCUUUUAUGCUUUCAAUAACGGGCAGAAAAAUCUUUUGCUUGAUGUGAAUUGGAUUUAUUAACAAAAGUUUUAUCUCUUGUUUAGCUGCUUUAAG
This is a messenger RNA of Diospyros lotus (date-plum), 2070 nucleotides long. Its product is annotated as DNA-dependent metalloprotease WSS1-like. Bases 174 to 1397 code for a protein of 407 amino acids. The record is from RefSeq and is a predicted model, not a curated record. Lineage: Eukaryota; Viridiplantae; Streptophyta; Magnoliopsida; Ericales; Ebenaceae. The transcript has 5 exons.